Messenger RNA from Pomacea canaliculata, 1882 nucleotides. RefSeq names its product D-beta-hydroxybutyrate dehydrogenase, mitochondrial-like. The transcript has 7 exons. Lineage: Eukaryota; Metazoa; Mollusca; Gastropoda; Architaenioglossa; Ampullariidae. Bases 209 to 1303 code for a protein of 364 amino acids. The record is from RefSeq and is a predicted model, not a curated record. Gene Ontology annotation, molecular function: oxidoreductase activity.
CUUAAUCAGCGAGGUCAUUGACCGCGGUGCUGACGUCCCUGUGGUCAAAGUUGUCAGCGGGAACCUGUGCAAACGUCCGGGGACUACAGUGACAGUCUUAACUACCAUCAUCACAUCACUACAUUGCAGUUCGGUGAGCAGCAACCACUGGAGCAUCACUACACACCAAGUACACUACUGGGGAUGUGUUAAAGUCGUCGAGGCAGUCAUGAGAAAGACGGCGUUCCUGGCAGUUGCUGCGGCUGUUGGUGUGGGACUGUACUGGUUCCCACCCGCAGUUCUACAAGCCGUCCUGCACGACUACCUGUGCAUCUGCCUUCUGGCUUACGUCACCCUUGUACUGGUCGUUAGCUUCCUCCUUCCGGGUCAAGAAGUCGAGCGUGUGGACCCUUCCGGCAAGGCCGUUCUGAUCACUGGGUGUGACAGUGGUUUCGGAUGGUUGCUGGCGACAAGGCUGGAUGCUCUGGGGUUCGUGGUGUUUGCCGGUUGCCUGGCUCCUGACCGCGAGGACGCGCUGCAGCUCAAGAAGAGGGCGUCCCCACGUCUGCACGUGCUGGAGCUCAACGUCACGGACGACUGGCACGUGCAGCGCGCGCUGUCGUACAUCACAGAGCAUCUCAAAGAAGCAGAGCUGUGGGCCGUGGUGAACAACGCGGGAAUAGGCUUCGUUGGGGAGAUCGAAUGGUGCUCCGUUGAUCAGUUCCAGAAGAUUCUCGACGUCAACGUCCUAGGAGUGGUGCGGGUCACCAAAGCCUUUCUACCCCUUCUCCGGCACUCCCGGGGCCGAGUCAUCAACGUCGCCAGCACGGCGGGCCGUCUGACGCUGCCUAUGUACUCCGCCUAUUCCAUGUCCAAGAGAGCUGUGGUCGCCUUCUCUGAUGCUCUCCGCCAAGAGAUGCACAAGUUUGACAUGACGGUGAUCACCAUUGAGCCCAGCUUGUACAGGACUCACAUCGCCAUGGCCGAUCCCUACAUUGACGCCAACAAGAAAUCCUGGUCUAAGACCCCGACUGACAUCAGAGAGGACUACGGCGAAGAAUAUUUUGACGCCGCACUGACGAAGAUCAGGGCUAGCCUAGAAAAGGCACGUCCGCAGGUGGACGAGGUCAUCCACCAGAUGGAGCUGGCCGUGUGCACGCGCAACCCGCGUCACCGUUACGUGCCGAACGGCAUGACGUACCUUCGCACGGAGAUCCUACGUCACCUGCCCACGACGUGGACGGACAAGGUGUUCUCUGGUAUGUCCCCCAGCAUCAAGCCGCGGCUUGCCGUGCGGCAGGAGUCCGUCAAAGCCUCCAAGUAACGUGCACGAGCCCCACGGCCUGGAGGCCGUGUCAAAGGUUAUGUGUAGCGUAACCGAGGCUAAUGGCGAACGGCCCGGUGGUUUUGGGUCGAGAAAGGUUGGAGAGUUCGAAGUUCACCAGACUAAUUUCUGGUCUAACUGAAACAGACAUCGGACUCACACAUCUGUGACUAAACGCGUUCUUAAAGUGUAGAAGCGUCAAACCUCCGAAGUGCCCAAAGUGCCAUUCUACUUGUAAAGGUAUUGGUAAUAUAUUGACAAACAAGUCUCGACUUAGCAUAUCAUCUUAUUCUCAUUAUUGCUGUUACAACCUGGUCACGAUCAGUCCUCGUCCCUUGACUGAUACCCGUCGUUGGGGGGAGUGCAGGGAUAAAGGGCACAAGCUGACCCUGACCCUGUCACCAUAGCAAACACGUGUAAACACACGUCGACGAUAACCAGUGAUGCUGAGAAACGUGGAUGUGUGUGUGUGUUAGUUGACCAUUGUUAUGACAAUUCACGAUGUUUCCAUAGUAAUCGCCCGUCUACAGUGCAGCCAAGUUAUAAAAAUAUGUGCUCUCGAUUAAAUUGUCUAAAGUC